Molecule: messenger RNA, 4081 nt
Organism: Rattus norvegicus (Norway rat)
Lineage: Eukaryota; Metazoa; Chordata; Mammalia; Rodentia; Muridae
Gene: Lss
Product: lanosterol synthase
Biological process (GO): cholesterol biosynthetic process; triterpenoid biosynthetic process
Cellular component (GO): lipid droplet; endoplasmic reticulum membrane
Molecular function (GO): lanosterol synthase activity; intramolecular transferase activity
Source: RefSeq, a predicted model, not a curated record
AGGACAAGUCCACGGUGUUUGGGACUGCCCUGAGCUAUGUGUCUCUCAGAAUCCUGGGUAUUGGACCUGAUGAUCCUGACCUUGUGCGUGCUCGGAACAUUCUUCACAAAAAAGGCUAGGUGAAGUGUUCUGUAUGCAUUAUGAACUUCUGCAAUCCUCUUUCAAGUCUCUGCCCCUGUGGUGCUUAAGUGGUGCAGUGGGCAUCCCUUCCUGGGGGAAGUUCUGGCUGGCUGUCCUGAAUGUUUACAGCUGGGAAGGAAUCAAUACCCUCUUCCCUGAGAUGUGGCUGCUUCCUGAAUGGUUUCCCGCACAUCCCUCCACUCUGUGGUGUCACUGCCGGCAGGUCUAUCUGCCCAUGAGCUACUGCUACGCCACUCGGCUAAGUGCCUCAGAGGACCCACUGGUUCAGAGCCUCCGCCAGGAACUCUAUGUGGAGGAUUAUGCCAGCAUCGAUUGGCCAGCACAGAAGAACAACGUGUGCCCCGAUGACAUGUACACGCCACACAGUUGGCUGCUGCACGUGGUGUAUGGACUCCUCAACCUGUAUGAACGUUUCCACAGUACCAGCCUGCGGAAGUGGGCCAUCCAGUUGCUGUAUGAACAUGUUGCAGCUGAUGAUCGGUUCACAAAAUGCAUCAGCAUUGGCCCGAUCUCAAAAACUGUCAACAUGCUUAUUCGUUGGUCAGUGGACGGACCAUCCUCCCCUGCCUUCCAGGAGCACGUCUCGAGGAUCAAAGAUUAUCUUUGGCUGGGCCUUGACGGCAUGAAAAUGCAGGGCACCAAUGGAUCACAGACCUGGGACACUUCAUUUGCUGUCCAAGCCCUGCUGGAGGCAGGUGCACACCGAAGACCUGAGUUUUUGCCCUGCCUGCAGAAGGCUCACGAGUUCCUGCGGCUUUCCCAGGUCCCAGACAACAAUCCUGACUACCAGAAGUAUUAUCGCCAUAUGCACAAGGGUGGUUUCCCCUUCAGCACACUGGACUGUGGCUGGAUCGUUGCUGACUGCACGGCCGAGGCUUUGAAGGCUGUGCUGCUCCUGCAGGAGCGGUGUCCCUCAAUCACCGAGCAUGUCCCCCAAGAGCGACUCUACAAUGCUGUGGCUGUGUUGUUGAGCAUGAGGAAUUCCGAUGGAGGGUUUGCUACCUAUGAGACUAAGCGUGGCGGGUAUUUGCUGGAGCUGCUGAACCCCUCAGAGGUCUUUGGAGACAUCAUGAUUGACUACACGUAUGUAGAGUGUACCUCCGCAGUGAUGCAGGCCCUGAGGCACUUCCGCGAGUACUUCCCAGACCACAGGGCUACAGAGAUCAGGGAGACCCUCAAUCAAGGCCUGGACUUCUGCCGAAAGAAGCAGAGAGCGGAUGGCUCGUGGGAGGGCUCCUGGGGGGUUUGCUUCACCUAUGGCACCUGGUUUGGCUUGGAAGCAUUCGCUUGCAUGGGACAUAUCUACCAAAAUAGGACUGCUUGUGCAGAAGUAGCUCAGGCCUGCCACUUCCUCCUGUCGCGGCAGAUGGCGGAUGGGGGCUGGGGGGAGGACUUUGAGUCCUGUGAGCAGCGGCGGUACGUGCAGAGUGCCGGGUCCCAGGUCCAUAGUACGUGCUGGGCCCUGCUGGGUUUGAUGGCUGUCAGGCAUCCCGACAUCUCUGCUCAGGAGAGAGGAAUCAGAUGUCUGCUAGGGAAACAGCUCCCCAACGGAGACUGGCCUCAGGAGAACAUCUCUGGGGUCUUCAACAAGUCCUGUGCCAUCAGCUACACAAAUUACAGAAACAUCUUCCCCAUCUGGGCCCUGGGCCGCUUCUCCAGCCUGUAUCCUGACAAUACCCUUGCUGGCCACAUUUGAGCAUGUGUGCGCCUGUGCGGCACCUGGCCAGCGUCAGCACUGUACAGGCCCAGGCAGCCCGGUUUCUCAGCUGGGUGAUAAGCGUCCUCCUAGCCCACUUUGGCAUGGUUCUCUAUUUCUGUAGACAUGAGGCUGGGGAUAGGGUCAGAGUCGGUGUCUAGACACUGGGCAGCAUGCGCUCGGUUCUGACGCUAGCUUCAGUGAGGAAGGGAAGAAGUUGAGCCUGAGAUCCAGAGAGGCACAGUGUACUCCGAGGCUCCUGGGUGUCCUCCUUGAGGGAACAAGACUGUAGAGCUUUCAUGAUCAGUGACUUCCCUGUGAGGGAGCAGCUGGCUUCUUCACUUCCUCCCUUGUUGACUGUGGAGUGGGCCCCGUGGUGCAGGCAUGCUCAGAGAAAGGCUCAAUGGAGGAGGCAGGCCCCUUGCUCAUUGUGUCCUGAGCAGUGUCUGUUGUCCCAGACACUUACCCAUGACUGCAUCACUGCACGAAAUACCAGUUUUCCAGAAAGGAAGUACAAACUCGCUCUGUACUAAAAAUGCUACUAAAAGUCGUUUGAAUGAUCACCAACUCCCUUAAUAAACAGACCCUGGGCUGAUGGCCCAGUAGUAAAGAAAGUCGGCUGCUCUUUCAGAGGACCUGGGUCUGAUUCCCAGCCCCCACCUGGUGGCUAACGACUUGUAAUUCCAGUUCUCAGGGAACCCAGUGUCAUCUUCUGGCCUCUGGGCACUGCACACACGGUACCUAGACAUACAUACACUCAACACCUAUACAUAUAAAAUAAACCCCGAAAAUAAAAUAUUAAAAAACCAAACAGCCCCCCUUCCUGAGACAUUUCAUCCUGGAGUAUCCUGAGUCUGUGGCAAGGAGCCAGAUGUAGCAUCCAGUUGUGCCCCUGGGUUCUGAGCUUUUCCACAUCGCAAUGGUUUCUGGGAUAUCAGCAUCCUGAUAUCCAAGUGUUUCAGUCUUCUUGUUGAGAUAGAGAAGCACACAUGGGAAGACAUUGGGGUAGAUAUUGGUUAUAGCAGUUCCUGCCAUGGGACAGUGCUAGAGCAAGGACUCUGAUCUCCACUCACCACUUAGACCCACCGAGCCAGCCAGGAAAAUGCCCAUGACACCCAAAGCCUUAUCAGCCCGUAUGCCAGCUGUGCCUUGAGUCCAAGUGAGGGCCAUUUCUGAGGCAAUCCUUAGGUGUGAACUGAUUCUAACUGGCCAGCAUGCAGACAGAGUCUAGGGUGGAACUAUGUGUCUCCUUGAAGUUACUCCUUUUCUCCUUGAUGAGCAGGGUCCAGCUGGAUGCCUCCUUAGUCUAAUGUUCCACACCCCUAGUGCUUUCUGCCCUGGGAGCUCCAACCUCUUCCUGGCCCAUAGUUUUCCCUGGGACAAGCAGAGAGCUGUGUCUGAACCCCUUUCCUCUGUGCAGGACCCUCUAGGGCAGCCAUUUGCCAUGAUACAGGUUCUCUGGGCCUUGAGCCCGCUGCCUCCUGCCCGGCUCCUACAUGGACACCUUCUGCUGUGACUCAGGGCUUUCCUGCCUUAGACUGUGGCCUGUGGUGUUCACAGCACUGCCUUCCUAGACCCUGCUAGUAGUAGAACUGAUGAGUUAGUUCCCUAGCUCUGCCCCUGGCAGUCGCAGCCAUCCCUUGGAAUUCCCGGCCGCGGUUUGCAGACAGCUGGUGAAGCAUGCGUUAGGCUGUAGUAGAUCACACUGCAGAGUUCCCAGCAUGUGCUGGAGUACGAGCCCCAGUUUAGGGAGUUCUCUGGACUCUGGGGAGCUGGUGGGGGACACUCACUGGAUACCUGUCUAGAACAAGUUCUUAAGUAUUCUUAAAAUGAGUUUGUGCCAGUGCUUGUCAGGAAUAAUUUGGAAUGGGCUGACGGCUUUUCCUGUGGAUUCACAGUGGAUUUUCUCUGUUAACUGUGAUGUGGACUUCAACACUCUGUUGUGAGGGGUUCUUUAGUGAGGAAUGUUGACUCCCCCUGCCCCCGUGAAGCAGUUUUCCUGUGUGGUAUUCACCAUGACGUGAUCUUCACUACUGGUCCAGGAUGGCCUCAAGCUUGAGGGCAGUCCUCCUGCUUCCGCCUCCUGAGUGUUGGGAUUACAGGCAUGUGCUACCAUUCCUGCUCAAGGGCUCGAUGGCUACGCCUCUCUGACAAAAUAUUUUUUUCCUUCUAGAAUACGACUUAUUGCUAAGUAGAAUUAAAUUUACUAAGAUGUUUUUUUUUAAAUAAAUUUUUGCUAUAUGC